CCUGUUCCGGACUUCGGAACAACAGACCUUCAUUAGGUCUGAUACGUUCAUUGUAAACAUUGCUACCAAUUGCAAUAUCACUGUAAAUGGAAGGCUGGUAGAACCAGUUGCAGUGAAUAUGUUCUCAGCUGUGGUGGUGUCUUUGCUCUGUUUAAUUUCCGUACAAGGAAAGGUUUCUUAUGAAGGGCAUUUGGUGCUGCGAAUAACACCACAAUCUGAGAAUGAGGUUGAAUCUGUCUUGCAAGCUCAAGUGAUAGCUGAGGAGAAAGGCUAUGACAUAUGGCACCUCUCAACUGGCGUGGGGACACCGCUAGACAUCCGUGUCUCCCCAGAAGAGUACCAAGAAGCGUAUCAACGAUUUUCUGACCUUGACCUUGACCACGAGAUCAUCAUCAGUGACGUUGAGGCAGCGUCUUCCUCGUCGUGUGGGGACUGGUUUGAUUAUGGUUGUUAUCAUAAUUUGGAAGAAAUAAACACAUGGAUAACGGAAACGGCAGACACCUAUUCCAAUAUGGCAGAAGUUGUCACAGUAUCAGCAAGUUUCGAGGGAAGAAGCAUCAUGGGACUGAAGAUCAGCUCACCGGGAAACGGCGCCUCAAAUGCAGCAAUAUGGCUCCACGGAGGGAUCCAUGCCAGAGAGUGGAUCUCUCCAGCCACACUCAUCUACAUGACCAACUCACUGCUGCGUGGCUACAACGACGAGAGGAGGGAUGUUGUACAAAUCAUCGACGGGUUUGACUGGUACAUUGUACCAGUCCUGAAUGCUGACGGCUACCAAUACUCGUGGACCGACGAUCGGAUGUGGAGGAAGACCCGGAGCAACCGUUCAACAAGCGACUGUGUCGGAGUGGACCCCAACCGGAACUGGCCCUACCAGUGGGGAGAUUCAGAAGGCUCCAGCGGGAGUGCCUGUUCAGAGACAUACCGCGGACCCAAGGCAUCUUCCGAGCCAUGUGUCAAUGGCGCUAUCACGUAUCUGAAUAAUCUCAGUGAGGACGUUACAAUCAGGGGCUUCAUUGACAUGCACAGCUAUUCCCAGUUGUGGAUGACUCCGUGGGGGUACACCAAAGAUGUCCCAGAAACUGACUUCGAUAAUCAGGAUGCUUCAUCUAUUGCUGCCGUGCAUGCCAUCAGCAACUCUGGCGGCCCCGUGUACGACCAUGGCACAAUAGCAAACACUAUAUAUGUUGCUAACGGGAACAGCGUGGACUGGGCCUAUGGAAAACUAGGGGUUGUUUACUCCGCUGGUGUUGAGCUGCCAGACAAAGGGAAAUAUGGGUUCUUAUUGCCAGAAGACCAAAUAACACGAGUUGGAAACGAAACGUUCCAAGGACUUGUAGCAUGGGCGACGUACGUCCUAGAACACUGAUGGCAAUAAAUGCUGCCUGGAAUAACA
Haliotis rubra (blacklip abalone) is the source of this 1396-nucleotide messenger RNA. Its product is annotated as carboxypeptidase B-like. Lineage: Eukaryota; Metazoa; Mollusca; Gastropoda; Lepetellida; Haliotidae. Gene Ontology annotation, molecular function: zinc ion binding; metallocarboxypeptidase activity. The record is from RefSeq and is a predicted model, not a curated record. The transcript is spliced from 10 exons. Gene Ontology annotation, biological process: proteolysis. The coding region runs from base 119 to 1369 and encodes 416 amino acids.